AUGUCCGUCGUCACCUACAAGCCUCCCCCUCCCGAUCCCGUUAAACCACCUCCCGAUGUUGUCGUGACUCCCUGUGACCCUUGGCCUGCGCCUUACUACAUGGAGGGUGGCCUUCGCCGCGUCAAGCCGUAUCACUAUACCUAUAACACCAACUGCAAGGAGAGAUGGCGGGGCAGGAAUUUGGAGGAAAUUUUCCUUUCGGAAUUCCGUGACCGAAAACCGGACUACUACAAAUGGGCCCUCGAUCAGGGCCUCGUUGCCGUCAACGGGAAGCCUGCUGGUCGGGACACCGUGAUCAAGAACGGACAGGUGGUUUCGCAUACUCUUCAUCGCCACGAGCCCCCGGUGACCGGCAUGCCUAUUGGUAUCAUCCACGAAAGCGAUGAUUUGAUCGUCAUCGACAAGCCGGCCGGCGUUCCUGUCCAUUCCGCCGGCCGCUACCACUACAACUCGGUUGUGGAGAUUCUGCGCGCCGAACGUGGCCAUGGCUUUGUGCCGAGACCGUGCAACCGGUUGGACCGUUUGACUUCCGGCAUCAUGUUCAUUGGAAAGGACCCCAAGGGCGCCGAGAGAAUGGCAGAGCAACUGAAGGCCCGAACUGUCCAGAAAGAAUACCUGGCCCGCGUCAAGGGCAAAUUUCCCGAUGGCAUCGUCGUUUGCGACCAGCCGAUCAUGCAGGUCAGCCCUAAACUGGGUCUGAAUCGUGUGCGGGCUACCGGCAAGACAGCCACCACCAAGUUCCGCCGUCUGGCUUACUAUCCUCCUGAAGCAUCGGUGGCCUCGGCGAAAGAGCAUGAGUCUGGUCGUGCUGCCACUCCACCUCCGGCCGUCUCCAAUGAGGACGAGGGGUACAGCAUUGUGCACUGCUUCCCCCUCACAGGCCGGACGCACCAGAUCCGAGUACACCUUCAGUUCCUGGGUCAUCCGAUUAGCAACGACCCCAUCUAUUCCAACCGCCGUGUUUUCGGGCCGGAGCUGGCGCGAAAUGAAGACCACGGAGAGCGCGAUGAUGAAAUCAUGGAGCGCCUCCACCGGAUGGGCAAGACUGAGAUUGCAGACACGCACACGUACCGCAAUCACUUCACCGCCGCUCCGAACGUCCCGGUGGACACUGAUCCGUCCAUUGUAGCGAGUAUCAUGUCUCGCGAACAGCAAGCUGCCGCGGAGGACUAUGAGAAGCGCAAGGGCGAGCGUCUGUCUGGCGAGUUAUGCGAUGUCUGUGGCACAGAGCUGUACUCAGACCCAGGUGUCCAUGAACUGGGUAUCUUCUUGCAUGCCGUCGCCUAUGCUGACCGUGAUGGCGAUUGGGGAUACCGUAGCCCCAUGCCUCAUUGGGCCAAGCCUCCACCUGGCAUGGACGGACCUCGCGAAGUCCCUGACUGGGUUCCUGGCGAGGAAACUAUUAUCGGCCAUGGAACAGUCCCUGAGCUUGGUGAUGAUGACAUGGCUACCGGUGACAAGAGACCCGGCAUGAACGGUACUGUCCUCGUAGAGGGCGUUGGCCUAGUCAACCUCGAUGACCCGAGACAUGGCCUGAAUGGAGCCUCAGCUGGUGAAUUGCCCCAAUCUGAAUCAUCUGCUGCGCCUUAG
Messenger RNA from Penicillium cinerascens, 1590 nucleotides. Its product is annotated as Pseudouridine synthase RluC/RluD. Gene Ontology annotation, biological process: pseudouridine synthesis. Gene Ontology annotation, molecular function: pseudouridine synthase activity; RNA binding. NCBI's taxonomy places the organism in Eukaryota, Fungi, Ascomycota, Eurotiomycetes, Eurotiales, Aspergillaceae. Bases 1 to 1590 code for a protein of 529 amino acids. The transcript has a single exon. The record is from RefSeq and is a predicted model, not a curated record.